GUGGGGGUGCCGUACCGUCGGGUACGGCACCCGGGGCGCUUGUUCCCGGCGGCGGUACGGCAGGAGUAGGGGGUCCGGUGGGAUCUGGGUUGAGUUCCGGAGUGCCGUACAUCAACUACGAGGCGAGCGUGCUCACGAAGCUGCUGUCGGACGCCCUGGGUGGCAAUGCGCUGUGUCUGCUGGCGGGCACCCUGCGGCAGGCGGACGGCGGCGGCGGGCUGCAGGCCAUCAACACGCUGCAGUACCUGACCAUAGCGCGGGCGGCCAGGAACUUCCCCAUCAUCAACCAUGGCAGGGCUCGCGGUCUGAUGCAGAAGCUGCGGCACCGGCUGAUGGCCGUGGUGGAGGACCGACAGGCGCUGCGUGAGCUGCUGGACUCCACCCCCGCGGAGGGGGACCCCAACUCCAUGGCACUCAACAUUGCCAAGCUCCGUGACAUGGAGGCCCGGCUGAUGGCGGUGCGUGCGGAGAACGCGGAGCUGGUGGAGGAGAAGCAGGCGCUGCAGGCGCGCAUGCAGAAACUGUACCAGUCCGAAGAGGGAGACUUGGAAGACAAGAAGGAGCUGCAGGAGGCCCUGAUUCAGAGUGAGGAGCAGCGGCUGCAGCUGUCCCGGGCGCUCAUUGACUUCCAGAUGGAGUUCAACGAGGCCAAGCAGGAGUGGGAGACAGCCAAACACGAUCUGGAGGUGCAGCUGAUUGAGGCUGACGCUCGGCGCAUGGAGUCCGACCUGACCUGCGAGGAGGUGGCGGUGCUGCAGCAGCAGCGGGAGGAGCUGGCGGGGAAGGUGGAGGAGCUGGAGCAGCAGCUGCAGAAGGCGACAGAGGAGGCGGAGCAGCUGCGGUCCGAGGUGGCGCGGCUGGGGUCGGAGGUGGAGGCGCUGACAGGCGGGGCCAGCGUGCAGGAGGUAUUGGACCGGCGGCGCAAGGACGCGGAGGAGCUCAAAGACAAGGACCGGCGGCUGGCUGAGCUGCAGGGCGAGCUGGCGGGUGUGCGGCGGGAGGCGGAUGCGGCCCGCAGCGGAGCACUGCUCAACCAGACGGCGGUGGACGAGGUCCGCGAGGCCUACCGUCGGCGCCUGGCGGUGCUAUCCCGCGAUGUGGCCGACAUGGGGCGCGCGGUGGCCAUCCUGGAGGCGGACCCGCAGUCGGAGCUGCGGGUGGGGCCGGAGGAGCUGUACGGCAGCCUGCAGCAGCUGGCGGAGGAAAACGUCAAGGUGUCGGAGGCUCGCGAGGCGGAUGUGCGUGCUGACGCGGACGACCUGGCGGCCCGCCACCUGGAGCUCAAGAGGAAGUUCAAGGCACUGUACGGGGCGUACCGCAGCCUGCGCUACAUGCUGGAGGACCGCUGGCCCGCACCCGAGGAGCCGCCCAAGGUGCCCACAGAGGAUCAGGUGGUGGGGGCGGCACUGGAGGGAAUCAUCAGGUCUGACGAGGAGGCCGACCACCGCACCAUCAACAAGCUGAGAGACAAGAUCGCCCAGCUGGAGGCCCAGCAGGAGACGUUGCGGGUGGCUCGCGCGGCGGGGGAGGCGGG
Astrephomene gubernaculifera is the source of this 1534-nucleotide messenger RNA. The record is from the annotation of a GenBank genome assembly. Lineage: Eukaryota; Viridiplantae; Chlorophyta; Chlorophyceae; Chlamydomonadales; Astrephomenaceae.